CCAACGUUGACGUUGAAGCCUUAGGUUCCUAUGGAAACCCCGUCAACCUCGGAAAUUUCUAUCUAAACCCCUUUUUCUGCUCUUUUGUCGCGAUUUUCCCGUGUAUUCCCAUAACCUAAUAUUAGAAUCUUCCUAUUCGCAGACUUAUCUACCAUCAAACAUUCACCUACGAUAUCCUACAUGUCCUGUUUCCAUUGCUAGCAAUUAAAGGAUAUUUUCUAAUCCUCCUCUUCCUCUCCAAUCAUUACCUCAUUGUUUCAUGCACUGAAUUCAUUUUCAAAUUUGGAACAACUCCACUACCUCUUAAUUCAUUAUUGAAUAAAUUGGCAAGGUUUGGAUUGGAAGAUGCAACAGCAGCAGCAUUAUGAUGAGAAGCUGAACCAAAUGGAGGAGCAGAUGAGAGAAGUUGAGCAAGAGAGAGGUCGAGCCUUCAAUGAUCUCAGGCAAAUAAAAAGGGUUGCUGAGGAGACUAAUGUCAUGGUUGAUCAAUCAUUAGCCUCAAAGAGAUCAAUUUCAGAGCCACGUAUAAUAGAACAACAAAUGGGUGCUAAUGACAGAAACAAUGAAUCAUCAGAGAAAGAUGCUUUGUUGGACAACAUAAGGAACGAGAUGGAUAGUCUUCGAUCAUCCGAGGAUAAUGCAAUGGCGUUAUUGUCUGACUAUAAAAGGAGAAUUCAAGAACUGGAGGCCGAACUGGACAAGCGAAAAGAAUCAGAAGCAAAUUUGUUUGACACAUUGGUAAUGCAAACAAAACAGCUGGAGCAGAAUAAGAUUUUGCUUGAAGAGUCAAAGCUUGAGAUCAUUUCUCUUGAAGAAAAAAUAAAGGCACUUCAAGUAAGUGCCAGCCAAAUCAUCAAAACCCCUGUGACGGAGGAUGGCUUUUCCACAAAAGAAAGUGUAGAGAAUAUGGAAAUUGAAGCUGAGCUAGAAAAAGUGCUGUUCAGUGGUGAGGAAUCAACCAUGGAGGUCAAAACCAUGCUUGAAGAAUUGCAAAUGCUUAAAAAUGAAUUGAAGUCAGCAACUGAGGCAGAAGAGAACAGCAAGAAGGCCAUGGAUGAUUUGGCAUUUGCAUUGAAAGAAGUGGCAACAGAAGCCAACCAGGUGAAGGCAAAACUGACCUUAAGCCAAGUGGAACUAGAGCACACCAAAGGGGAUGCAGAGCGUUGGAGAACAAUGUUAGGAACCACAGAAGAGAGGUACAAGGAGAUUCUAGAAACAACAAGGAAAGAAGCUGAUAGGUACAAAAACACAGCUGAGAGAUUAAGAUUGGAAGCUGAAGAGACCCUUUUAGCAUGGAAUGACAAGGAAACCGAGUUUGUGAAUUGCAUUAGAAGAGCCGAAGAGGAAAGAUUACUUGCACAGCAAGAAAGCACUAGAGUCCUUGAGUUGUUCAAAGAGGCAGAGAACAAGACAAGGGUUUCAAAGGAAGAGAAUCAAAAGCUGCGCGAUAUACUCAAACAAGCCUUGAAUGAAUCCAAUGUUGCAAAAGAAGCUGCUGAGAUUGCAAAGGCUGAAAAUGCUAGACUACAAGAUAGUCUCAACCUACUUGUCCACGAGAAUGAGAUGCUGAAAAUCCACGAAGCUGCGUCGUUUGAGAAUAUUAGAGAGUUGAAACGAAUGCUAUCAGAAUCAUCAAUGAAGGAGUUCAAAAAUGAGGAUAUGGAGAAGCCAUCAACAAAAGAAGGUAGCAAGGAGGAUAACAAUAAUAACAAGGAAUCAGGUGGGAGAAAAGCAAAGGCACAUAAUAACAACUCAAUAGAUUCUAAGAGUCUGCACAAAACAUUUAGUUUUAAUCUGAAGGAAAUGAUAACGCCACAUAACCAUAAUAAGCAGCAACACAGCAAAGAAGAGGCCAAUAACAAAGACACUGAUGAUGACACGUUAAGGGGUUCGAUAUUUGAUGAAGUGGAUUCAUCAUCAGAUUCAGAAUCUCGUCCUGAUGUAGACAUGGGAAAUAGCCCUGAUGAUUAUGACCAUCUUGGUGAAUCGCAUUUUGAUGAUCCCCAUAGUGAUAGCAACUCGAGGAAACGAAGAGCUUUGCUGAGAAGAUUUGGAGACCUUAUAAGGAGAAGAGGUUACCAUAAUCACCGAAAGGAACCAUCCAACGAGGAACAUUUACAAACGUGACAUAAAAAAGUUCCUAUAAGAAUUAAUGAUUCAUACGUUAAUUAAUUAGACUGUUGUAUUUAUAAUGUUUCGCUUUGUAAUUGUUCAGAUAAUUUCUCAAGUUUUAUACGCCUA
Glycine soja is the source of this 2241-nucleotide messenger RNA. Its product is annotated as flagellar attachment zone protein 1-like. Bases 346 to 2127 code for a protein of 593 amino acids. NCBI's taxonomy places the organism in Eukaryota, Viridiplantae, Streptophyta, Magnoliopsida, Fabales, Fabaceae. The transcript is spliced from 3 exons. The record is from RefSeq and is a predicted model, not a curated record.